UUGCUCGUGACACUCGUUUGAAACUGUAAAAUGUCGCAACAAUCGCUCGCAAACUGUAACAGCCUGUUUUUGAUGGCAGCAUUUGUGAUUGCUGCGGGCAUAUUUGGAGUGACGGAAGCCUCUAGCCAAAUAGAUGUUGAUCAGGACUUGAAACACUUAAUCGGUCGCUGUCACAGAGAUCCAGGGAAUCCGGAUGAAUACAAUGAUUGCAUGAAACAGGUGUUUAACGAUUUGCGAGCUUAUUUCACAACAGGUGUGCCCAGUUACAACAUCCAGCCCUUUGACCCCCAUCAGUCGCCCUACGUCGAACUGCGUCGCGGUGAUCCACAUGGACCGGGCAGCUUUAAGUUGGUUUUGCGCAACGUCUCCGAAUACGGCUGGUCGCGCUCCGAGGUGACCAAAUUUCACAGCGAUGCCGAAGAUCACCGCAUUGUCUAUGCGCAAUACUUUCCCGAGAAAAGUUUAGAGGGCGAGUACGAAUUUGUGGCCAAGCUGCUGGGCACAGAGCUGCGACGUCAGGGCCACUGGAAUAUGACCCUCUACGACUACAGUCAAACGACGAGCGUGCGGCGAGUGGGCGAUCCGGGGUCAUUGCUGAAAGUACAUGUCGAGGUUGAUCGCAUUGGUGGCAUGGAGAUGCACAUUGGCAAUCUGUUGCAGGGUCAGUCAUUGAAUCAAGUCGCUGACGGAGUCAUAAACAGCAUGUGGCAGCUGGGACUGCCAUUUGUGCGGCCAAUGAUCAAUGAGCUGGUGAGCACGGCGUUCACAGAUAUAUUCAACGAAUCAUUUCGUCACUUUCCGCUCGAGAAGUUUCUCAGCUAGUUUAUCAAAGAGUUUAUACAUAUUUGUCACCAGAUGUGCGUGUGUUCUAGUUGUGUGUAAUAAUAAAAGUGCAGGUUGUGUAAAGAUCUAAA
Messenger RNA from Drosophila grimshawi, 914 nucleotides. It is a transcript of the gene Jhbp16, whose product is annotated as circadian clock-controlled protein daywake. The record is from RefSeq and is a predicted model, not a curated record. The transcript is spliced from 3 exons. Lineage: Eukaryota; Metazoa; Arthropoda; Insecta; Diptera; Drosophilidae. The coding region runs from base 31 to 822 and encodes 263 amino acids.